AUGAUGGAUAGAGGAUUGCAGAGCCCGCUGCGGCCGCAGGAUGUGUUCACCGGCGACCUGUCCAUCGCACAGCUCAUCGACAUGCACUCUAACACGGCACAGAAGUUCGAAAAGAAGCGUCUGUCGAUCUUCAAGGAAGAGAAUCGGCUUCCCCUGGGCACGUAAUACCAACGGACAAUGCGCGUGUGUCUCCCCGGCUAUCUUUCAUUUCAUGCUGUGUGCUCAGGACAUCCUUUCUGUUUGAGACGUGUUGGGCGCUGGGUGUGAGUGACGCCGUGCGGUACUCAGCCUAUCUCGUGCUGAAGCAGGGCGUGGCCGCCCGCCAAGAGAUGCCGCGCACAAGUGGGGCCCUCGAAAUCCACUGCCUGGCCGCCAUCUCACUCGCCUACAAGUGGCACACGCGCGAAGCCAUAGUCAACAACAUCAGCAAACACACAAAGGUAGCUAUAACCAACACACACACACAGACGUCACAUGUCUCCCUCCCGUCGUGUGUGUGUCUCAGGUUGGCGUGAGUGAUGUGUUGUGUGCGGAGAGGGAGAUCAUGAGCACGACAGGAGUCGAUCUUCUGCACGACAACGUCAUCCUCUCCACCUACCUCGACCUCAUGAGCACCGCUCUUUUCGCCAGCAUCAAAGAAGACACCAAUGACGAACUCAAGGUGCUAGACAUGCUCGUCAUCCAUACAUGUCUUCCUCCUUGUUAAUUUGCGUGGCAGCUCAUUCGGGCGACGGCCAUGUCCCUCUCAGACUUGGUAAAACGUGCAACAUCUGUUCUCUUACGUUCACCUCAUUCGUUGUGUCCAUGUAUUUUAUCUUACACAACAGAUGCACGAGAGUGAGGAGCUGUUUGAGCGCCACCCCUUCCCCCUGCUGGCGGCCGGCUGUCUGCACGGUUCCAUGAGCAUGGCGUGCCACUCACUCCAUGAGCCCGUCGAGGACCUGUGUCGCAUGAUGGGUCUUGACAAGCAGCAGCUCGAGGUGAUUACAGAGGACGUGCUGAGUACCACACUGCACACACACGGCAUCAAACUCAUGAGCAGGUUCCAGUCGUGA
Molecule: messenger RNA, 1055 nt
Organism: Vitrella brassicaformis
Lineage: Eukaryota; Vitrellaceae
Source: the annotation of a GenBank genome assembly